This is a messenger RNA of Strigops habroptila (Kakapo), 3421 nucleotides long. RefSeq names its product RAB9A, member RAS oncogene family (gene RAB9A). The transcript has 2 exons. Gene Ontology annotation, molecular function: GTP binding; GTPase activity. Gene Ontology annotation, cellular component: late endosome; phagocytic vesicle; lysosome. The record is from RefSeq and is a predicted model, not a curated record. The coding region runs from base 439 to 1236 and encodes 265 amino acids. NCBI's taxonomy places the organism in Eukaryota, Metazoa, Chordata, Aves, Psittaciformes, Psittacidae. Gene Ontology annotation, biological process: retrograde transport, endosome to Golgi; Rab protein signal transduction.
UAGCGGUGGGGGGCAGCGGUCCGGAGCUGACUGGGGUUGCUUUAUUUCCUGGCUCCCAGCGCUCCCCGCUCCGCUUCCCGAGUUCCGCCGGCUGCAGCCUUUGGGGAGAAGGAGGGGAGCCCCGGCCGCCCCUCAUCCCCCAGUCACUCCUCUGCGGAGCGGCCCUGGCCGGGGCCGCGGUGGGAGAAGACCCCGGCGGUGCUCGGCGCCGGUGCGGGCGGAGAGGGAGCGUGGCGUGAUCGGGGAUCCCGUGACUCCGGGGCAGGCGGGAGCUCCGCGGGGAGGCGGCUCCUGCCGGGCCAUUCCCAGCCGGCGCGCGGUCAGCGUCCGGCUCCGCCGCGCUUCCCCAGCGCACGUAAAGAUUUCGGACCUGCGAGGGUGAAUCUUGGUUUAGUAUCUGUCUGCUCAACACCUUCCGAACCGAAAAACCCCGAACCGAUGCCUUUUACCGCCCCUUCUUCUUGCCGUCUGUUGAAGAAGGACUUUUGUUUUUCCAAGGGGACCCUGGGGGAUGAGUUUUUAGUUCUUCUUUUUCGAACCAGUGACUCGAUUCAGCUCUGCUCUGCAACGGCCGGUUGCUGUUCUAAUCGUGGCAGGUCUAGGAAACCAGGAGGAUAUAUUCCCAUAACAAUGGCAGCGAAAUCAUCACUCCUUAAAGUAAUACUGCUAGGAGAUGGUGGAGUUGGGAAGAGUUCCCUUAUGAACCGAUACGUCACCAACAAGUUUGAUGCACAGCUGUUUCAUACAAUAGGUGUGGAAUUCUUAAAUAAAGAGUUGGAAGUCGAUGGACAUUUUGUUACAAUGCAGAUAUGGGACACAGCAGGUCAGGAACGUUUUAGGAGCUUGCGGACUCCUUUCUAUAGAGGUUCUGACUGUUGCCUUCUAACCUUCAGUGUGGAUGACUCUCAGAGCUUCCAAAACUUAAGCAACUGGAAGAAAGAAUUCAUUUAUUAUGCAGACGUCAAGGAGCCUGAAAGCUUUCCAUUUGUGAUACUGGGUAACAAAGUUGAUAUCGAUGAAAGGCAAGUGUCAACAGAAGAGGCCCAAGACUGGUGCAGGAAUAAUGGCAACCAUCCCUAUUUUGAAACCAGUGCGAAAGAUGCUACUAAUGUGGCAGCAGCCUUUGAAGAAGCUGUUAGAAGAGUUCUAGCCUCUGAAGAUAGAUCAGAUCACUUCAUUCAAACGGAUACAGUAAACCUUCAUCGGAAACCGAAACCCAGUUCAUCUUGUUGCUGACUUAAAUUUUUUUUUUUUUUUUGCCAAAUUACUUCUGACUAGCUUGCUCUAUGGAAGGAUGGGGAAGGUGUAGUAGAUAAAAUAACAAACGGGUUCCACUCUAUGUUAUAAUUGUAAUAUUCUGCUGCUUUCUUGGGGGAGCAAAAGAGGAAUUUCCAUUCAUGAGUGACCCAUUAUUGAAUUAGUGACACCUUCUGUUUAGGAAGGUGUCAAGUAAAAACAUUAAUAUAAGAAUGUAAUUUGCCAACUUUAUUCAAUACUUUGAAUAUAAUUAAAACUUGAAAGUUCUAGAAGCACUACUUUGGAGAAACUGUUCUGGAAUUCAGGCACAAAGAUAAUUUUAUAUGUGUAUAUUUUUAUGAAAUUGGCAUUCCAUUAUGUUUCACUAGAAGUCAAGUUUCUUAACAAUGCUAGAUAUUAAAUUUCAGUCUCACUACAUUCCUUUUGCUGUCAGUGGUACUUCAUCUCUAAUGUGUUUAUUGUAAGUUAAUAUAAAUUACCUUUGGAUCUUCUCUAAUUUCCUAAUGUUGCUAUAAUUUGUAUAGAUUUUUAAGUAGGAAAUAAAUUUCCUACAUAUUUAAUAUCCAUUUUCCUUUCAUUUUUUAUUUUAAUGCUGUACUAAUUUUCCCAGCAGUUUAAUGCAAGAGACUGAUGAUUUUAAGUUAAUACACGUUUUUGCCUUAAGUCUCCCUCUAGCAUGUUUCUGAUCAAUAAGCUGAAAAAUCAAGAGUAACUGAAGUAUAACCAUUUUUAGUUAUGAAGAUACACUUUUCUCAGUCAGCUUUAAUAGCACCUGAACAGAUCCACAUUAAGACGAGUUUGUAGGAAAACUUUCAGUAAACAGCCUUAAAGUUCCAAACUUCUGUUCCUGUUAACCUGAGCUAUGAAUGUGUUUACUAGUAAUCUCUGCACUGUGAAACUAAGGAUUGGCAAUACGUAGAGAACUCAGGAAGCUUUUGACUUAUGGUAUAUAUUGUGACAGCUUUCAGCCCUGAUACAAGCAAAUACCUACAGCUAGUGUUAUUUUUGAAUAUGGACUUAUACAGACUUACACAUUUAAGACAAUGAUGUGUUUUAUAUUACUGUACUCAUUAUACAGUGAUGAACAGAAGCAAAUUCUGUACUUAAUGGAUGGUCUUUCUGCAGAGAUGCAGGUGACGCCACAGAAGGUACAUUUGAAGUUCUCCAUUGCAGAUAAGUGGUAGAAUACGAGAUGUUGUUGAAUGUCCGCUCUCAAAGUACCCACUGUCCUUGUAAUAGCAAACUUGAUAGUGUACUGUUGCUUCAAAUGUAUAUUCUGACUGCUAACCAGCAUGCACAUACUCACAUCAUGGACUUCAAAAGGAAGUGUGUGGCCUGUGGGAACAGGCCAUGUUAUUCACUAAACUACACACACUCUGUUUUCUGUACAGUAAGCUUUUUUGUUCCAAUAGAAAAGCCUUUCUUGAGAGUACAGUAAUAGCAAGAGUUUUCUCUUAACGUAUCUCUUCAGUCUGUACGAGGUGUAAUUGUAUGGAAGUAAAGCUUGCAAAACAAACCCUGCUUGUCGCUCUUAAUAUACUUUUCUGUAUUGCAUUCUUUCUUGAACCUUUCCAGGACAACCUUACUCCAUAGAUCUGCUGCUCCUGCUUAAAAUCACUUAAAAGUGAUACCUUUUUACCUUUUGUACAUUCCUAAGUCUAAUUCAUUCUUGCAGUCCUGCAUAUACAGCAACAGAACUGUGUUAUAAGCUUCAGUCACCUAACAGCUAAAUAUAGGGGGAGCUGCUACUUCUGUUAUGUUUCUAGUGAAUGAAUGAAAAGAUCUGUGAAGAAAAUAAAUUCCUCUUAAUCCUAAGCCAAGAGCAAAAAGCUUUAAAAACCAACAUUGCUUGCAUUGGGGACUACUAAGCUAGUGAUAUGAAAUUGUUGUAAAACUACUAUCUUACAAGUAAAAGCUUCCUUUAAUGUUCUUAUUGGCAGAGGUUAAGGUUGAAAUAAACCAGGAGAUUAAGUUGCCAUGACUAGAGUACUAAAGGUAUGACUAAAAUGAGAUUGCUAAAAGGAAACAAUUAAGGAUGAGAGCCCUUGUGGUCUUUCUUACGCCUAAGCAUCCGUGUUUCACCAUCUGUCCUCUUUUCAUGUAACAUCAUGGUUACCAAGCCUCCACCUGAGAAGUAGGUUUAAUAAAGUUAAAUAAAACUUAA